UGCUGCUCCAUGAAAAGAUAGAUGCCUGUUGUACAGCUAACACCAGCGCGGAGGCCCAUGAUGAUAACUCCUAUCUGUACAACUUCAACUGGAACCACUGUGGCUCUGACCCCAAAUGCAAGAAACACUUUACCCAGGACACCUGCUUCUACGAGUGUUCACCUCACCUGGGGCCCUGGAUACAGCAGGUGGACCAGUCUUGGCGUAAGGAGCGGAUCCUAUACGUGCCUCUGUGUCAGGAGGACUGCCACAGCUGGUGGGACGACUGCAAGGAUGACUUCACCUGCAAACAGGACUGGCACUACGGCUGGGACUGGACCACAGGUACGCACGCACGCACGCACGCACGCACGCACACACACACGCACACAAAACCAGGCAGCAACACAUCCGCCAUGCUGACCCUCAACACGGGGGGCCCCUCAGGGGUGCGUGCAUAGUCUCUUCCUGUACACCUUGUUCAUCCACGACGACAAUGAGACCUGGCAGUGUGGUGCCAGGACAACA
Messenger RNA from Salvelinus sp. IW2-2015, 507 nucleotides. NCBI's taxonomy places the organism in Eukaryota, Metazoa, Chordata, Actinopteri, Salmoniformes, Salmonidae. The record is from RefSeq and is a predicted model, not a curated record.